AUGUAUUAUGCAGAUAAGGAACGGUCAGAACUUGUGUCAGUCGACGAGAACAAACUUCACCAUACUGUGAUGGUUGCGAACGCUGGCCACCCCGACGGAAUUCAAGUUGAUAAAGAGAAAAAAGUAAUUUAUUGGACUGAUAUGGGCUCCAAAAGAGUAGGUGAGUUGUUUCCAGAGAGCGACGGUUCUGUCUGCUCGAGCAACUGGAAUGGAACUGAUAAAAGAAUAUUGGUUGGAGAAGGUUUAGUCUAUACCCCCAAGCAACUUCAACUCGACAAGAAAAAUCAAGUCCUGUAUUUUUGUGACAGAGAGGGAGGAAGGGUCAUGAGAUGUAGAGCUGAUGGAUCUGAAUUGGAGACAUUGGUUCAGAGGUCUGCUGCCACUAACACUUACCCCAAAGAGCCCUUGGACUAUUGUGUAGGAAUUGCUGUUGAUAACAAAUCAAAGGUCCUUUAUUGGACUCAGAAGGGACCUUCGAAAGGAAAUAGGGGGAGAAUUUUCAUGGCUAAUUUGGAGAUCCCAAAGGGUGAAUCGGCAGACACACGUUCAGAUAUUACUCUGCUACUUGAUAACCUUCCUGAGCCAAUUGAUUUAGCGCUGGAUGAAAAAAAAGAGAUGUUAUAUUGGACAGACAGAGGGUCCCCACCCUAUGGAAAUACGUUGAACCGAGCCCGCAUAAUAGGACGGAGUUUGGAAAAACAUGAAAUAUUGUGUACAGGCUUUAAGGAAGCGAUAGGUUUGUCAUUCAAUGAAACAUACGAGAAAAUUUUUAUAGGUGAUCACAGCGGAAAGAUUUAUAGCUAUUCAAUUGGCACGAAAGCUGUUAACAUUCUGUUAGAUGAUGCAGAUGCGAUCACUGGCGUGUGUUCAUAA
Zygotorulaspora mrakii is the source of this 873-nucleotide messenger RNA. RefSeq lists its product as uncharacterized. Bases 1 to 873 code for a protein of 290 amino acids. The transcript has a single exon. The record is from RefSeq and is a predicted model, not a curated record. NCBI's taxonomy places the organism in Eukaryota, Fungi, Ascomycota, Saccharomycetes, Saccharomycetales, Saccharomycetaceae.